Penicillium samsonianum is the source of this 600-nucleotide messenger RNA. RefSeq lists its product as uncharacterized. The record is from RefSeq and is a predicted model, not a curated record. The coding region runs from base 1 to 600 and encodes 199 amino acids. NCBI's taxonomy places the organism in Eukaryota, Fungi, Ascomycota, Eurotiomycetes, Eurotiales, Aspergillaceae. The transcript has a single exon.
AUGGUGCUCUUAAUGGGCAUUGGAAUUUUGGCCAGCGUUUGGAUCACACCUGGUGGCUCGCACUCCGACAAUAGUGAGGCUGACUUUUGGCUCACAUGGAACACCAGCCAAAGCAUCGGCCUCAAACAUCAACUCCAAUUCACCAAGCCAUGGGCUCGUUUUGUGGAAUAUUUUGACGAGGAAACAAUCCGUCAACCAUGGUUUAUCCGGCUUGAUGACCAAUCGAUGGUAGCGCCUGACCUGAUUGAUGAUACGGAGCUGAAGUAUCAGCGAUGGUUUCGCGAACGGUAUCCGGAAAUAGAGAAUAUCAAGCUUAACGGAGACUAUCUCAACGAGUCCUUUUGGUCAAAUGCAUAUUCGGUUAGGGUUCUAACCGAUCCUCUCUUUCAUCCUGCACAUUGUCUCCUCGCUCUGAGGAGGUACUGGAUUGCAAGAGAGACUGGUCGACAUGUCUGCCCUCGAGACAUUGAUUAUAAACAUAUCCAGCAUUGUUUAGAUUCCUUAGAUGAUAUUUUCUUCGUUGAUCCCAAGAAAGGGCCGGUUGUGACGCUUGAAGAUUCGGAUAACAGAAUGCCAUGGCUUGUGAAUGCCUGUUUCUAG